Messenger RNA from Salvia hispanica, 507 nucleotides. NCBI's taxonomy places the organism in Eukaryota, Viridiplantae, Streptophyta, Magnoliopsida, Lamiales, Lamiaceae. The record is from RefSeq and is a predicted model, not a curated record.
UUUGAUAAAUAAAACGUUGACGUGUUAUUUACAAAACAAUUAGUUGAAACAAUUUCCAAUCUGAUAUUCUGGAACCUCGAGAGGAACCCCAAUUCAACUAUUUCUCCGUCUUCAACUUGCGAAAGAAAUGGCAACAGGUGGAGCUGCACCCGAACGAGGAACUGCUGCCGCUGCUGCAGCUAAUCUUCGGAGGAGGAGAACAGGUGGAGGUGGAGGUGGAGCGGGUGGUGGAACUAGUGGGACCAUGCUUCAGUUUUAUACCGACGAUGCCCCAGGGCUUAAGAUUUCUCCAAAUGUUGUUCUUGUGAUGAGCAUUGGUUUCAUAGCUUUUGUUGCUGUACUUCAUGUUGCGGGCAAGCUCUACUUUGUCCGCAAGGAGUAGAAUGUGCUGUUCGUCUACAUACUGAAUUCUGGGCGUGGAAAAACUACUGUUUGUUCUAAUUUUAUUUUGGUGAACUUUGAGAAAAACUAAAAUUUUGCAUAAAGAAGAUUUGUCACAAUGUUCAA